Molecule: messenger RNA, 1516 nt
Organism: Linum trigynum
Lineage: Eukaryota; Viridiplantae; Streptophyta; Magnoliopsida; Malpighiales; Linaceae
Source: the annotation of a GenBank genome assembly
GUAUCACUUUAUUCGUGAUCUAGUUCAAGAUGGUAAAAUCCAUUUAGAAUUUAUUAAUACAGAGAUGCAAUGGGCUGAUAUUUUUACAAAACCCUUAAGUGCUGACAAAUUCUUACCAAUUCGACAUGAACUUGGCAUGUUUACUCAAGAAGAAAUUAACGAUAUUUGAUUGCAUAUAACAUAUUCUCUUGCCUUGUUUUCACGGAUCUCUUCCUGAUUCUUUCCUUUCCAUCCGAAGAGUUUCCUUGGAUUAAAUAGUGUUCAUCGUAUAUAGCCCUCAUCACAUCCCUUCGUCUUCUUCACUCCUUUUUAUUGUUUCCUAUCUAGUCUUGAGCAGAGACAGAAACCAAACACUUCUUUUCAAAAAUGGCAUUUAACAAUGCUGAGUUGCAGUCAUCUGUUCUGUUCAAGAAUCAGAGUUUUCGGAAUGCUGCCACUUACUCUAGGUAUCUUCGGCGCUUUCGAGACCGUCCCCUUUAUCCAUCCUUCUCCAUUCAGCCUACUGCCUUCUCCAAAUAUGACAUGAAUAUUCCUGCUUAUCUUCAUAAGCUCGGAUGGGAAUCUUUGGUGUCUUACCUAAGGUUCAGUCAAUGUCCUGAGGCUGUACGCCUCUUCUAUAUCAAUCUUCGCAGAGGUCCAGGAAGUGAUUAUUCCUUCUUCACUACUCUCGUCUAUGAUUAUGAAAUUAAAGUGACGCCUGAGUUGCUAGCGUCUGUACUGGAAAUCCCUCAUGCUGGGAUCCGGUUUGAUCAGGCUCUUGCUACUCUGACGCGUGAUAUAGGACGUUGGUUUCCCUCCCAACUUGCUGCUGGGAGAUUACCAGAUGACCUCAAAGUCCUUUUUUUCUUCCUCACUCGAUGGUUUCUACCUCGUGAUCUCACCAGUACUGAUCUUAUUCAUUCUCCUGAUCUUUGGGUUCUCUUUAAUGCUCGGGCUGGUUGGCGCAUUAGCUACGCGUCUCUUAUGUUCCAUCAUAUGAUCAAAUUUGGGACUGAAUAUUAUGGUGAUCCGCUGCCAUUUGGUCCACAUAUUACUCGUCUUCUGUAUCGUUUGGGGAUUGAUUUGUGUGACAAGGUCAUUGUGUGUGAUGUGCUCGAUGAUUUGCGUCCUCAACAUGUUCUCGAACGUGUUGAUGCCCUGGUUGGUCCCUGUAAGCCUGUCACUGGCUCAGGGGGAGUGACUAGUCAGCAACAAAUGGUUAAUGCAGCAGCUGCAGCAUACAAGCAAGAGGCUAGUACUAGGAGCGGUCCAAAAAGGAGAAUAUUGAUUGAAAAGGAUUUGAUGCUGCCAAAGUUUAUCUAUGAAUCUAACAAAGUCAGUGACCCAAUUAGUCCUGAUUCGCAUUCUGGUGAUGAGGAUGAUCGAGUCUCAAGCUAUGCUUCGCCUCCUAACUAUCCCUUCUAGAAGGGAGUUUAUAAGGAGUGUCUAAAGUCUAGGAAGUGAGUGGCAUGGUCUGGUGUGUUGGUUAAUUUAAUGUCGAGGAUUUUGUUUUGAUCUAUAAAUUGAGAAAGUUGAA